AUGUGCAUCGAACAGUAUCAGUACGAGAACAACGUCAACAUGACUGCUGAGAAACAACAAAAGAAAGUCAGCUACAGCAUUAAGCGCUUGCUGAAGCAACUUUUCAAACUACAUAAAUCACAACAACUAAAACAAGACAAUCAGCAGCAACAACAACAAGAACUCAUUGAAAAUUUCGAAAAUACCAAGAAAGCCAACUCUUUGGAAUCACUUGAAUCCUUGGAGAAUUCACGUAACGCCGAUUUGGAGUCUGAAGCUGAGUGCAUUUCUCUUGAAUCCAGCGAGAAUGUUGCCAACGAGCGUUUGGCCGCCUCUUUUGAGUUGGAAGAUUACGAAUUUGCCGAUAUCACCAGCGUGCCAGUACAUUUUCUACGCACUGCUCAUGGCACUUUCUUCUGGACCGCCAACACCGACUUACCAGCUGAUAACGAUCUUAUCGAUCCAUUAUAUUGCAACACCAACAAUCAGAUCGCCACCACACAGAUGCGAGAUCGUUGGGCACAAGCUUGA
Messenger RNA from Anastrepha obliqua, 510 nucleotides. It is a transcript of the gene E(spl)m4-BFM, whose product is annotated as enhancer of split m4 protein. Bases 1 to 510 code for a protein of 169 amino acids. Gene Ontology annotation, biological process: sensory organ development; Notch signaling pathway. The transcript has a single exon. NCBI's taxonomy places the organism in Eukaryota, Metazoa, Arthropoda, Insecta, Diptera, Tephritidae. The record is from RefSeq and is a predicted model, not a curated record.